GAGAGGAGCACAGAGCACGAUCACACAUCGCACUUGCAAGUCGCGCAAGCUACGACGUCUCUCAGUCAACGACGGUCGUCGUCGGUGCUCGUCACAGUCUCACCGUAUGGUUUAUGCGUUAUUCCACCGACUUAGUCACGAGUACUCCUCAUCGUCGAUCGGCGAGUCGCGCCACCCCCGCGAGACCGGGGACGCACUCCCGCUUAGCGAGCGAUCGCUCGAAAAAACGCGAAGAAAAUUACGCGAAGGCAAAGUUGAUAGAAAAAGUAUCGCACGUGUCAGAUCUCUCUGUCAAGUCUACGCGAAACGAAUGACAUAUCGUACAUUGCAAGAGCAUUAGUGAAUCUAUCCGAGCGACUUUCAACCUGUGUCGACGUUGUCCGUUCGGCGACACUCACCCCGUGGAGUCAGCCGGCUACGGCGCGCAGUACGCAGCGGGAGAACCGAGAGCGGUGUCUCGCCUAUUGCCGCGCCGCUUCGGCCGCAGCGAGUCAGUGCUCGGAUUUCCGCGCGAGCGAGAACUCGCCAUUCUCGCCAGUUCGUCAGAGGACGCGAAUGCGAAAUUGGAUCGACGAUUAUCUCGUUGCUUCGCAAGAAUCCCAGUGAUUUUCCACUGCAAUCUGAAAGAUUCCGCGAGAGUGUCGCGAAUCGUAGCAGUGUGCCGAUGAUAAUCAAAGGGACAGUGGAAUUCUCGUCUUUAAAAAUCUGAUUGCAACGGAGUUUAAUGCGUUUACCUCGCGUCAUAUUUAUCCGUAUGUUCGCGGUAUCAGCUUGACGUUUCGAUUGCGGAAAAAGACUGCAAAAAGAGUGUGGCACAACAGAGUGACGCAGAGAAACGCUCAACAAUACUCCAAGUACUCUUUGGCAUGGUUACGUAAACGGGCGCUCACCACGCGCCUGAUCGACCGAAGAGAGGUGGUUUUCUCGCGGAAGGAAGUGAACAGAACAGGAGGACAAUCGAGGAAAAAAGAGAGAAAGCACACAUCGUUAUCGGCAAUUUUGUUCGAAAAAAUCUCUUCCCGUUUCUGCCAUCCAUCGUCGCAAGAAUUUCUCCGAACGGGUUCGCGAUCGAUUACCUCGAGAAAGUAUAUCGUGGAAAGGCUCUUGACGCGAGAAGCCCGUCGGCGAGCACGAAUGCCAAGCGCCGACGGCCGAUUGACAUCAGCGUGUUUCGAUCGACGAUGACAGCGAGCGUCUCGUCGCGCAAUCUAACGCUAUCGAGCUCUUCUCGGCGUUGCAACGUUGCGUCGACAAUACGCCGAACUUGACGUGAUCGUUAUUUUAUCGCUGAGAUAGUGCAUAGUGCGACGGCGCUCUUUGAUUCGUCCCGUUCCUCCGGCAAAGAGGAGAAUAAUUACGAGAGAACUCAUACACGUGUACACGGCCUCCUUCCUUCGUCCGACACGAAGCCGGAGGGCAACAAAACGCGAUCGGAAGGAAGUAACGUAUAGUGCUGCUCUCCUCGCGAUCGGCGCCUCCCGCUCCACCGUCGUAUAUCUCGACGGUAAUGCGCGCAAAUUAUGCGUCUCGCGCUUCUCUCUCCGCACCGAGGAACGCACGACGACUAGAGGCAAGAGGAACGGACGAGAAGAGGAGAUAAUCCGCCUGUUGCGCUUUCCUUCACCUACGAUCUUCUUCCCGCCUCUCGUUACCGCGGUGAGAAACGAGUGCCAACUGACUUCGACACGACGAAUCAUCCUCCGGGGGCGAGUGUGUGCGACUGUGUACGUUGAUGUAUCUAUUCGCGAGGACGCACAUUCGUCAUUGACAUUCUCACGUGCGUUGUAAUCAAUGCGGCCGCGUCGCUUCUUUGAAAUUUGUCCCGAUCUCUUCGUGAUCUUUCGUGCGAUUCGAGGAAGCUCGCGCAUCUGUGAUUUUCUCGGAAGCUCGGCAGAGAAACGGUCACGCCGAUAAUCAGAUCACAUUCCGACAAACAGUAUCGCGUCGAUGUAACGUGAAAACGUCUUUCAGAAAGACUUGCGUCGAGAGUGUGAUCGUGCUAUUCAAGAUGAACGAUUAAUUUCUCGAUCAAUUUUUCUGGCAUUUCUUGUCGCGCAAGAAAAUUCAAUGACAUUUCUUGGCGCGUAAUGUCAUGUAAUCCGUGCGACAAUUGAUUUUUUUUCCAUUUUAUUUCACUUAGCGUUCGCAAAUAUAUAUCGCCGCAUCCAAUCGAAACUUCAUGAUCAAGAUCUUCGACUGAAGACCUGAAAAACCGUCAAUUGCCGUAAAGAUUCACUCGACAUUCGAGAGAAUUUAACGUCAGAGUCGCUGCGGAAGUAAAUCUAGAGGAAGCACUUCGAGCUGGCAGAUUUCGAGCCACGGCGAGAUCGUCUUGUUGCAUUCGUCUGAUUGGCGGCGCGGUAUAUCAUCGCCGUUUCGGCACGGCGGAUCAUCACGAAAAAUCAAUGUGGAACCGAGAGAAAGUCAUCGUCGUCGGCCCAGCAUACUUAGAGCCGCUGAGUAAAAAAACCGAUAGCCGAGAGAUCGGUAAUUCAAGGAUCGGUACGAGCAGACGAUCCACUAGCUCGCAACCUCCGGCCUCCUUGCUGGCCUGGCCAGCUACUAUGCGAAUUGAAGCUUUCUGCACCUUCCUCGUCGCGGUGGUUUGGCUGACCGCAGUCCUGUGCGCGCCGCUUACUGCCGUCAACAAUAAGCCCUUCUCCUCUCGAAGGCCCAGGGAACAGCCUUUCAGAGGACACAUUUCUCGCUGGACAGAGGAGCCACUGGAGGAACCGACAAACAAGGAGAUGACAGUACGAGAUAUGCAUAAAAUUCUACACAUAGAAGGAGGCGAGGAAGGCUCCCCUGUCGAUUGUUGUCCUACGAUAAAAGAGAUGUCGGAACCGGUCGGCGGUCAAAAUCAACAAAAUAUGUACGUUGAGCUCUAUCGAGACGGCAACAACCGCCAGAGGUUCUUCGAGCUUUCUUGCAGACCAGACGUUCUCGAUAAGCCGUGCAGGUUCAUCGACCGGAAGUUCAGGAAUCAGUCCAGAUGCGUGCAAAAGUACGCGUAUUCGUACGCUAUCGUCGAGAACCAUGAAAACCUGAAAAUUGGAAUGGAGGAGCACAAAAGGCAUCAUCGCAAGGAACGCAAUCCCGCGUUACCCAGUUACAGCGUGAGCGGGUCCGGAUGGACGUUAGAUUAUAUCAUGGUGCGAAGCGGCUGUAGCUGCCAGAUCAUGCCGAAGCCGAAAAAGAAGAAAAUCGCGGCGGCCAAGGCAAGAAGAGCGAAGAGCAAACACCGUCAAUCAAGAAACCUAGAAGUGGAGACGUGAAAGUAUCGAUUUGUAUCUUAAUGAUAGUACAUUGUACGUGUAAUUGUGUUAUUGACUUGCGACUGACUUGGAAGAAUGUUGGGCGAAUGCGAGACUAUAGAACAACAAUACAGAACAAGAAUGAAGAGUACCAACAUUCGUCAGAUAGUAGGGCGCAAUGAAAACGUUACCAACGAUCGUAUUAUCGAUUUUCUAAUGACAAUUAACUACAUUAUUAAUUUAUUAGAUAUUACCGCGUGAAACGCGUCGUUUAGUAAAUGCAUUUGCCAUCAAUUAAUAGAUUUAUACUUUUUGAUACUUCGUUUACGAAAACUUUUCUUAAAAUGUAUUAAAACGUUUAUAAUUUCCUAUUUAUUAUUAUAAUUAUUUUAAUAGAAAAAUUUUUGCGAAUUAAAUGUAAGUGCAAUCUUUAUAUAUAUCAAAUCACUUGUUAAUUUUAAAGCGAUAUAGCAAUAAAUUAAUCAUUAUCGAACAUAAAUCAAGACAUAACGAAUAUAGCAGUUGAUUGAUGUGGUGAGCGAAAAUUGAUGGUAUAAGCGAAAUAUUUCAGAGUAUCAGAAUAAUUUCAUCAUUAAUUUUUAAUACAAUAAGCAUGUGUCUCGGUGCGUUUCACUUAAUUUAAUAUUUUAGCUACUAAAUCUAUUUUUCAUUUUACCGGCGGCCAGUUUCCAUUCUGUAUUUUUACUUCUCUGUAUAUUAUAAAUUUGUAUGCACUCAGUAAUACAUACGAUAUAGUUGUAAUAGAAUAUAUAAUAAUUUGAUUAAUAUUUAACUUACUACAUCUAUGUAUAGAUGUAUAGAUCUGUAAUGCACGUUAUUGCAUCAAAAUAAUGUGUGAAUCAUAGUCUAUUAAAAUUUAUUUAAUUAACUUAAUCUGGUGCAAAGUACAUGCACAUACAUACACAUUUAACUAAUAGGAUUUAUAGAAAGUGAGUGACUAGAAUGAGUAAAACGUGCCAACACUUAACCAUGACAAUUAUUGAUAAAUCUGAUUAUUGUAAGAGAUGCGAAAAAAUAUUUGUAAAGGUAUUAAGUUCUUUUACCUUCUGCAAAUUUCCAUUGUACAUCGAUAUAAUGCAUAUAAAUAAAAGAAAUUGAAUUACAGUCGAUGGAUAAAAAAAAAUGGAUAAAGAAUUUGCCUUAUCUCCCUCCUGUACAUUUCUUGUACAGUACAUUGAUAGUUUUGAGUUUUGAUCACUAUGCAUUAUUGUGAUGCACAAUGUGUAGCUAUAUUUGCAGAGAUCUGUAUUUUUAAUUUAUAUGUAUUGGCAAAAUAACCCUAUAUUAUUAAUCAUCUGAGAAAUUUUUAAUGUACAUAUUUUUGUGAGACAUAAGCAGUUUGCUGUUUUAUAUCACAAUAUUUAUGUAUGUUUUAUAGUAUUAAUGAUUUUUUAAUUAUUCUCGACACACAUAUUCAUUCUCAUCAUAACUGCCGUAUAUUAAUAGUUUGAAUGAUUUCGAGUUGAUAAUUUGUUGUAUUAUAUGUAACACCAUAAAUAUACGGACAUAUUUUCUAUAUCAUCAUAGUAUUGUAAACAUUGUACAUAAACAUAAUUAGUACAUUUGUUUAUAAAA
Cataglyphis hispanica is the source of this 4850-nucleotide messenger RNA. RefSeq lists its product as uncharacterized. The record is from RefSeq and is a predicted model, not a curated record. Gene Ontology annotation, molecular function: growth factor activity; Toll binding. The transcript has 5 exons. Lineage: Eukaryota; Metazoa; Arthropoda; Insecta; Hymenoptera; Formicidae. Gene Ontology annotation, cellular component: extracellular region. Gene Ontology annotation, biological process: central nervous system formation; innate immune response; regulation of Toll signaling pathway. Bases 2406 to 3275 code for a protein of 289 amino acids.